Molecule: messenger RNA, 2718 nt
Organism: Microtus oregoni (creeping vole)
Lineage: Eukaryota; Metazoa; Chordata; Mammalia; Rodentia; Cricetidae
Gene: Tmem167a
Product: transmembrane protein 167A
Exons: 4
Coding region: 199-417 (72 amino acids)
Biological process (GO): intracellular transport; protein secretion
Source: RefSeq, a predicted model, not a curated record
CGGUGUGCGAGGCGUCGCCCAAGCCCCGCCUUUUCCGGUAACCGAAGCCUAUCACAGAGUCGGGAUGGCGCAGGCUGGGCGGAGGCCCCGCGAUAGGCCCAACCGGGCGGCCGGAGAGAGCGGGAAGCGCAGCGGGCGGGUGUCCUCUUCCGCCCCGGCCCGGAAGGGUGAUGUGGCUGGACCAGCACCGGCCUCACUAUGUCUGCCAUUUUCAAUUUUCAGAGUCUGUUGACUGUAAUCUUGCUGCUUAUAUGUACGUGUGCUUAUAUCCGAUCCUUGGCACCCAGCCUCCUGGACAGAAAUAAAACUGGACUAUUGGGAAUAUUUUGGAAGUGUGCCCGAAUUGGUGAACGCAAGAGUCCUUACGUUGCUGUAUGCUGUAUAGUGAUGGCCUUCAGCAUCCUCUUCAUACAAUAGCUUCAAAAACUACCAGCGUGUGAUUGCCAUCAGACUCUAAACAAAGACUUGCCUCCAGAAAAUAAUGGGAAGAGUAGUUAACCCUUUUAUCUCUGAACAAGAAAUGAGAUAAAUUUCAAGAUGCUGUUCUCUAUUUUUAUGCUAAUGGACCAAUGAGCUAUAUAAAUAAUUAAGAUGUAACAGUUUAAUACACAGGAUGUGAUUAUAGCAAUCAACCUCAGUCUGUUGCUCCAGUAUUAACUCUCAGCAAAUGUCAUUCUGUUGUCUCGGAACUGCUUUUCAUAAGGUUCUUGAGGCCAUGAAGUAGAACAAACAGUUGGUGGAUUCCACAGGCUCCUUUCACUAGGGCUUAAAAAUGUUGUCCUCAUUGAAUGAGACCUUCUAGUGACUGGCCUAUUUUUAUUGGAAAAAAUUGUUCUAUUUUUGUUGUUGUUGCUAUUCUUAUGGAUUGCAUUCAUAUUUAAACCAUUUUGAUUGCUAACCAGAAUACCUCUAUUCUUGGCAAAUUAUUACAGGUGUAAAAUAUUUUAAACAAAACCUUGCAUUUCUUUAAUAUAAUAUGGUCAAGUGUGGUCAAAGAUACAGCUGCCGUUCUCUGAAAAAGAGCAUUCUUCGAAUGGAAACCAGCAAGUAGAACAGAGUAGACUAAUAGUAUCACAUGCUUUCGUUCUCAUUCGUGUCAGCUCUUCCAAAUAGAGCACUGGUUGUAGUUAUCCCAAAUGUGGUUUUUGUUGUGUUUUUUUAUGCAUCACUCUAAAUACAGUUUCUUUUCUGUCAGCUUAAACUGGAAUCUGUUUUCUAACUUUGUAGGUGAUAAACACAUCUCAUACCUGCUUAGUCUGGAUACUACAGUCUAAGUAUCUCUCAGCUUUGACACUGAAGCAAGAAUUUGAGCAGUUUGUAAUGUAGAUAUAUGCAAAGAUUGGGAAUGAAGCCUUAGUAUAAAAAGGCAGUUGGAAGUGGGAAUCCAUUGCUAUUGUAAAGCUAAGAGGAAUUUAAUCUACCUGAAAACACAUACUACACAUAACAUUUAUUAUUUAAGUACUGGUUUAAGUAUAAAAGAAACUUUUUCUCAGAAAUGAAAUUCUAUAGAAACAGAGUACUGAACUUGAAGCCUUUUUAAGUAGCAUAUCACCCUAGCCCAGACAGGCACAAAGCUUGCUAGACCACCAGGUUUUCCAGACUGCCUGAUGCUGCAUGGAUUGCACUUUAGGGUAGCAUCAAAGAAGCUUACUUUGUGUUUUCUUGGGAUCAUUUUUUUCAAAAGGAUCUUUGGAAUGUCUAUAGCUAGUUAAGACCUGUCUGUUUUACUUUGGACAGGAAAUCAGAUUAUGGUAAUUACUUAGCUCUGAACUGCAUCUUGGGCUUUAUAUUAGGUCAGAGAUUUCUAGGACGUUCCAAAAAUAGGACUCCCUCAUUGGCAUCUUUGUGAACAGUAAGUCAUCUUUCAAGGUCUGAUUUCUGGGCGGCCAUCUGUUGUCCAUCUCUGCUACCAACUGAAUUUUCCGGAAGUGUUGUCAACAUUUUUUCCUAAGUUAGCACACAUCUCAUAAAAAGGAGAGAAUAAAGGAUCAGGCCUAAACUGUUUGUUUAAUUUAACAUUUCAGACAGUGUAGGUGGAAAUGAGAGGAACAUAAUUAAUUUGGACUAUGUGUGGUAACAUAAAACGGUUAACUGUGUGUAGCAGCUUAUCUCUAUCCCUGCCAUUCUUCUCUUUUUAAGUAGGGCUCUCUGGAGUGUAGGAUUGAUGCAAAGGUAUGGGAUUUGAUUUUAAAAAAAAGAGAGAGAUUGCCGUUUUUGAUGUGUAAACCCUGACUCGUAUUUUCCGAGCCACAUGGUGGUGUAGGGGUGUGAAGCCCACAGGAUACUCAGCUGUGUUCAGGUGGAAUGUGGAGGAGCAGUAAGCAUUGCUGGCAUCUGGCCUCUACACAGUGGCUGUAAUACACAGCUUAAGGAGGGACACAGACCCAGGGGCUAGCAAGCUCCAGAUUGGCUCUAGAGUCUUUAAUCCAUGUCUCAACAUUUGUUUUGUAUUGGUGUUUGGUUCCUGAUGAGUGUCAUCUGUGCCAUUGACAGAGUAGGGACAUGUCUUAUUUCCAGGUAGUCCUUCAAGAUGGUCAGAAGCCACUUAUUUGUCAAAUUUGUCAUAUAUUUUUGAAAAGAGUUUAAACUCAGUUCAGUGUCUACCUAUGCCAUAAACUACCUUAUAUGUUUCCAUUCAAGAUAUUUCCUACUGGGGUUAGUAAGAAUAUGUAAUUUAUAAUAAAUUCCUUCAUCUUCAUAAUAAAAUUAUUCUCAUCA